AUGCAAUCUCUUCCACGAUUAAAUACUUCGUUAUUAACACCUAUCACAAAACAUUAUGGCUAUCAUACUGAUCACUUCAAUGGUCAAAUAUCUCCAAAUGAUUCUUCAAGCGGGAACCGUUACCAAUGCCCUUAUUGUUCAAAACGAUUUUCGCGACCAAGCUCUCUUAGAAUUCAUACCUAUUCUCAUACUGGUGAAAAACCUUUUGUGUGCACGGAACCUGGAUGUGGUAGAAAAUUCUCGGUACAGAGCAAUAUGCGUCGACAUCUUAGGGUUCAUAGAUUAGGAAGGACCGUCAAGAAGACUCGCUAUGAAGGAGAGAUUGAAGGUGUUAAAAUGCUAAAUCAUCAUACUCCUAUCUUUCGAGGAUAUUGA
Dentiscutata erythropus is the source of this 375-nucleotide messenger RNA. The record is from the annotation of a GenBank genome assembly. Lineage: Eukaryota; Fungi; Glomeromycota; Glomeromycetes; Diversisporales; Gigasporaceae.